Molecule: messenger RNA, 1844 nt
Organism: Xiphias gladius (swordfish)
Lineage: Eukaryota; Metazoa; Chordata; Actinopteri; Istiophoriformes; Xiphiidae
Gene: glod4
Product: glyoxalase domain containing 4
Exons: 10
Coding region: 198-1094 (298 amino acids)
Source: RefSeq, a predicted model, not a curated record
UCCUCUCCCUCUUCACAUGUUGCUCUGGUGUCCGAGGCCGUGGCCUCGCCUGCACCUCCGUGUCCGCGUCGUUGUCGGGAAACAGCACUCUGACCGGCUUCCUCCUCAGUCCGCAAAAAUCGAUCAUCAAGGACGCUUAAUCGGCGUCGCACUCGUAUCGAUCUGCAAGCCGGGCCUCAUCAUAGCUAACGAGCAAUAUGGCUUUGAGACGAGCGCUGCAUUUUGUUUUCAAAGUUGGCGACAGGGCCAAAACAGCCACCUUUUACCGAGAUGUUCUGGGCAUGAAGGUUUUACGCCACGAAGAGUUUGAAGAAGGCUGCAAAGCAACUUGCAAUGGGCCCUACGAUGGAAAAUGGAGCAAGACAAUGGUUGGUUUUGGUCCAGAAGAUGACCAUUUUGUCGCUGAACUGACAUACAAUUAUGGGGUCGGAGAAUAUCAGCUUGGCAAUGACUUCUUGGGCCUCACCCUGCAGUCAAGCCAAGCUGUCAGCAAUGCUAAACGUCUGGGGUGGCCCCUGACUGAGGUAGGAGAGGCUCUGUAUCUGACCCAGGCUCCAGGAGGGUAUCCCUUUUACCUGGUGGACAAAGAGCAGCCUCCUAACGACCCCGUGCAGAAGGUUUGUCUCGGAGUGUCAGACCUCCAGAGAUCGACACACUACUGGAGUACGCUCUUGGGGAUGAAGGUGAUGGACAAGAAUGAGGAAAAGAAAACGGUGCUGAUGGGAUUCGCAGACACACAAUGCAAACUGGAGCUUCAUGAUAUCGAUGGGACAGUAGAUCAUGGAACAGCGUUUGGGAGAAUAGCAUUUUCAUGCCCACGGGAGCAACUGCCCGACCUUGAAGCCUUGAUGAAAAGGGAAAAUCAGAAAAUUCUCACUCCAUUAGUCAGCCUAGACACCCCUGGAAAAGCCACAGUAGAAGUAGUUAUUUUGACCGACCCAGACGGCCAUGAGAUCUGCUUUGUGGGAGAUGAGGCAUUUAGGCAGCUCUCCAUGGUGGACCCCAAAGGAAAUGACUUACUUGAUAAGGCUAUGGCGGAAGAUAAAAGUGAUGAGUGGUUUGCCAAGCACAACAGACAGAAAGCCGCUGCAUGAGAUGAAGGAGAUCACGCACCGACAACUGCUCACCAGCUCAUAUGAUGAUGAUGAUGAGAUGCUGCACAAGGCCCCUGUUGUGUAAAUCUUCCUGUAAUGUCAACUCAAGCAUCCUUAGUCGGCAGUGUGAGAUUUAUUUUCCCCUGGAAGCGUGCCAUGAGCUGCUGUUGCACUGACACCACUUGUUCAAUUUGAUGGAUAUUUUUCCAGUAAAUAUUAUUCCUAUCAAUAAGGCAGAGAGGUGGGCCUAAACAUUUACUUAAUGAAACUUAAUUACAAAUUAUGAAAGGUGUCGACAUGCCCAGGGGCAAAAUUCUGUCGUUGGGUCUUUGUUGCCGCUGCACCAACCACCCUCUGUCCAUUGUGUUUGCACCACUUGGUACUCCUCACUGUUGGACUAAUACUACCUGGACCCAAGGUUUUUGUGCGCCAGCUAGUUUGUGGUAAUUUGAUUAAAAAUAAUUUUAGAAAAAUGUGCCAUGCAAUCACAGUAAAACUAAAAUAAUACGUCUUAAUUGGAGAUUUUGAUACAGGGCCACAAAAUGACCUUUAUUGUUGAUAUUGUACUUCAGCAGUGCAUAUUCCAUAUAUUUGCAGCUAAUCAAAUGACCAAAAGACAAUUACAUGUAGUGUAGCUGGAGUUUUUAGGGGUCAGGGGCAGGUGGCUGAAAAUCCUCAGUCUUUUGUAUCAUAUGCUGUGAAAUACGAGUGAAAAAUGAAGCUUUUCUUUGUUAGAGAGCGGGCUGUUUA